Diversispora eburnea is the source of this 365-nucleotide messenger RNA. The record is from the annotation of a GenBank genome assembly. NCBI's taxonomy places the organism in Eukaryota, Fungi, Glomeromycota, Glomeromycetes, Diversisporales, Diversisporaceae.
AUCACGAGUUAUUAACGGAUAAAAAUUUAAUUGUAAUUGUUCAAAUAAAAAUUCCAAAAGAAAAGUUUGCGGAAAUGCGAGUAGCUUUUCAAGCUUUAUCUAAAUCGGAACAAGAAAUAUUUUUAAUAGAUGGUGGAAUAAUAAGUAAUAGUAAAUGUCUUAAAAGAAAAAUUAGAUCUAAUAAAAGAACAUUUUAUCAUUGGAAUCAUAAUACAUCACUUUAUAAAAAUGUUGCAAAAGCAGUUAAGAAUUUUCUGGAGAAUUAUGCUGAAAUUCAUGGAUUACCAAGUCCUGGUAGAAAUGUCAACCGAAUUACUCAAUCACUUAUAUUUUUACCAGCAUCGCGACUUUCUUGCAGGUCUUGA